AGUCAACUCUUCUAGUACUCGAUCUAUAGCCACUCAUAUUUUUACUAAAGUCAACUAUUCUAGUUCUCAAACUAUCAAAGAUAUAGCAAAAACACCUAAAAGAACGAUUGGACGAAAAAGCGAUUUCGAAGAAAAGUUAAGCAGGAGACUUAUGGCUGAGACACUUUUGUCGUUUGGAGUUCAGAAGCUUUGGGACCUUCUUGUCCGAGAAUCUGAUCGAUUUCAAGGAGUUGAAGAGCAACUCUCUGAACUUAAAAGGGAUUUGAACUUGCUUAGGUCCUUCUUGAGAGACGCAGAUGCUAAGAAACAUGCAAGUGAGACGGUGAGAAACUUUUUGGAAGAGAUCAAGGAAAUUGUUUUCGACACAGAGGAUAUAAUCGAAACAUUUCUUCUUAAGGAAGAGCUUAGAAAAACGUCAAGUGGCCUCAAAAACACUGUGAGAAGGUUUUCUUGCAUUAUAUGGGAUCGCAGGGAAAUUGCUUCAGAUAUAAGAAGCAUAAGUAAGAGGAUCUCCAAGGUGAUAUGCGAUAUGGAGAAAUUUGGAGUGCAACCGAUGAUUGUCAAUGGCGGGGAGUGUUCACAUCCUCUACAAGAAAGACAAAGGAAGAUGCGAAAAACAUUUCCAAGCAAUAAUGAAAACGAUCUUGUGGGGGUGAAGAAGAGUGUUGAGAAAUUGAUUGGCUAUUUGGUGGAGGAAGAUAGCAUUCAAGUAGUUUCUAUAAUUGGGAUGGGGGGUAUUGGUAAAACUACUCUGGCUCGACAAGUUUAUAAUCAUGAUAGGGUAAAAAACCAUUUUGAUGGAGUUGCGUGGGUGUGCAUUUCACAACAGUUUGAACGGACUUAUGUGUGGCAAACAAUCUUGCAACAGCUUAGUUCAAAAGAUGAUGAGCAUGAAACGUCAAAUAUGAAUGAAGAGGACCUCCAAAAAAAGCUCUUUUUACUUUUAGAAACCAGUACUUCUUUGAUUGUCCUGGAUGAUAUUUGGAAUGAAGAUGACUGGGGCGUGAUAAACCAUGUAUUUCCAUCAAAAAAAGGAUGGAAGGUACUACUUACAUCUCGCAUCGAGAAUGUUGCAGUAAGUGUAGAUCCGAAGGGUACCAUUUUUAAACCAGAAUACCUAAACUUGGAUGAAAUUUGGACACUUUUUCUAAAGAUUGCAUUUCCUAGGAAAGACACAACGUCGGAAUUUGAAGUUGAUAUAGAAAUGGAAGAGCUGGGUAAGGAGAUGGUCAAACAUUGUGGAGGACUACCAUUGGCUGUUAAGGUGUUAGGAGGGUUGCUAGCUUCCCAACACACAUUUAGUGAGUGGAAAAGGAUAUCUAGGAAUAUUAAAUCUCACAUCGUUGGAGGGACAAGCUUCACUGAAAAAAAUAUGAGUUCGGUUUAUCAUAUUUUGAAUCUUAGCUUUGACGAGCUGCCUGUUUAUUUGAAGUAUUGUUUCCUCUACCUUGCCCAUUUUCCAGAAGAUCAUCCGAUACGUGUUUGGGAUCUGUCCUAUUAUUGGGCAGCUGAAGGAAUACCAAGACCAAAUCAUUACAAUCAAGCAACCAUUGAAGAGGUCGGAAAUGGAUAUAUAGAAGAUCUGGUGAAGAGAAACAUGGUUAAACGGGAUGUUAAUAGUCACUGGGGGUUUGAAAUAUGUCAGAUGCAUGACAUGAUGAGAGAAGUUUGUCUGCGUAAAGCUGAAGAAGAGAAUUUUGUACACGUUGUUGAUACUACAAACUCUCAGUCUCCUUGUCAAUCUCGUAGGAUAGCGGUGCCCUGGCUUGGUAAAACAUGUAAUCCGGGAGGAGAGAUGAUCAAUCCAAAACUUAGAUCUAUCUUGUUUAUGUGGAACCAGGUUUCUGGUUGUUAUGCAAAAUCAAGUUUAUGGUUUACAGGGCUACAGUUGAUAAGGGUUUUAGAUCUAUCGAGAGUUGAUUUUGGAGGAGAACUACCCUCUAGCAUUGUGAACCUCAUCCACUUGAGAUAUUUGAGUUUAUAUGAUGCAAAGUUAACUCGUUUACCUUCUUCGAUGCGGAACCUGAAGCAGAUGAUCUAUUUAAACCUAACUACACGCUGUUCGACCUACAUCCCCAAUUUCCUUACAGGGAUGCGAGGAUUGGGAUACCUCUCUCUUCCAGAGCGUAUGCAUGAUAAGACAAGGUUGGAAAUGGGUAAUCUAGUCAACAUGGAGAUGUUGGUUCAUUUCUCAACAAAGCAUAGCAGUGUGAAUGAUCUUCAACGGAUGGAAAAGCUAAGGAAUCUCUGUGUUUAUAACAAUGGCAAUGGGUGUACUAGAGAAACUCUAUUGUCAUCUCUACGUGAACUGACACACUUGGAAUAUCUUAAGAUCGACGGAAACGAGGAGCGUAGGUCUGGAAAGAUGAUUGAAUCCACUGGUUUUCAAUCAUAAUCUCCCUCAUGAUUAUCCUUUUCCUCUCUGGGAUGGUAACGACGAUCAUGACAGAGAGGGUUUUCAUGAACUCUUGCUGGUAUUAAAACUGCAUGUCUCUUAUCUCUUGCUUUGCAGAUUCAGAGAGCUGAGGCAUGUCAUUCUUGCAUUAGUACAAUUCUCUUUGUGUUGUCUUUUAUUUGUGUGUUACCAAAAGACUCGGCUUGACUGCUACAAUCUUUAUCUCUCUAUGUAACUUUGUAAAUUUAUAACUAUGCUAUCUGCUUUGAACUUGUGAUUUACUAUUUCUUA
Messenger RNA from Capsella rubella, 2686 nucleotides. RefSeq names its product probable disease resistance protein At1g59620. NCBI's taxonomy places the organism in Eukaryota, Viridiplantae, Streptophyta, Magnoliopsida, Brassicales, Brassicaceae. Gene Ontology annotation, molecular function: ADP binding. Bases 152 to 2395 code for a protein of 747 amino acids. Gene Ontology annotation, biological process: defense response to other organism. The transcript has 4 exons. The record is from RefSeq and is a predicted model, not a curated record.